AGCGCGGCGGCCAUGGCGGGGCAGUCCGGUCCGGAGGAGGAAACGGGCUCGUCGCCGUCGCAGUCGCUGCUGUCCGAGCGGUCCCAUCGCCAACACGACGUGCGCUGGCUGCUGCCCCCGCCCUCGGGCCUCUGCUUGGCCUGUGCCCUCGACCUGCUGCGGGACGGCCAAGUUUCGCUCGUGCGCAAGAAACACACGCUGUCCUGCCUCUGGGAUGACCUGAUACGGAACACCAGCCUGGUUACUCAUCUCUUCUCGCAGGAUGAAAGAAUUUGUUUGCACUUCAUGGGCACCUUGCUCGGGAUAUUACACAGUCUAGACGACCAUGGAAUUCUGGACCUCUCAAUUAAAGUCCUGGUGCAAAUACUAAUGGAACUGAAGUCCCAGCGGUUUGUUUACUAUGUACUGGAUGUAUGUCAGAAGAAGCUGUGUAAUAUGUCCAGCACAAGGAGCAGCGUACCCACCCUGAUGCUCCUGGGAAAACUGCUGAACGCCAUUCCCGCCCUCGCUCAGACGCUGGUGAUCGAACAUGGUCCCAUAAUAGAAUACCUGCAGAAGUGCCUGAUGUAUCCGAACGACAAGGUGAAGGCCGCCGCCUGCUAUCUGUACGGGAAGCUGUUCUCCUCUCCUGCAACGGCAGAGAGGCUUUUGGAGUUUUUCAGGGAGAAGCUUUGUGCCCUCUUCCUCGCCACGCUGGACAAUGCCCAGACCAAGGAGCUGCAGGUUAAUGGCAUAGGUUUCCUAAAUCAGCUGCUGAAGAACGACCUCUUUGUGUCAGUUAUUAUGAGCAAGUCAGGGCCGGGAGGAAGUCCUGACGAUGGUGCAGUGGCACAAGAGAGCAACCCUCUGACUUUGGUCCUCAAAAAGCUGCUGCUGUCCCGAGACGAGACAUUACAGGUGGCAAGCACUAAUUGCAUGACGGCUGUGCUACUUCAUUCCACGGCCAGAUACGCCUCCGCCUUCAUCCAGGCCGACAUCCCAGAGUUCCUGUUUGAGCAUCUCUCCAGCACCAGCGAGAGCCUUAUCUUGUCCGUGUACAGAUGCUUGUUGCUCCUGACUGAAGAGCGACUUUUCUUUUCCAAGUGUCACAGCGUGUAUGGGAUCGAGUCUUUGGUGAGGAGCCUGAAAGAGGUCCUGAAGCUGAACAACACCGAGCUGCACAGCCAGGGACUCCUGCUGUUUGCUGAGAUUCUGAAGAGGCAACCGGUGGAGAUCAAACUGUUCACGAACAUGGCCAUCUGUAAAGAUGCCAGCGACGUUCUCCGGGAGGCGGUGAGUUGCCCCGUUCUGGAGGCGGCGGCCGAAGGCAUAAAAGCGGCAGCUGCUUUUCUCAGGAAGGACCACGUAAGCUUCCCGCCGGUGCCUUAUCAAGAACUGCAGGCCUUGAUUGAAGCAAUGCUGAGACGAUGCUCCGACCUGCCUCCUCUGACUGGGACCUGGAGGCCUUCAAUCCGAUGGGAUCUGCCUUCCACGGAGCGGGAUCUUCUGGCGCAGGACCACCCAAUGAGCAGAGAUGUAAAGAGAGCCUUGCAGCAUCAAGGAGCAUUCCUGAUAAAUGUCCUGGAGGGGUUCCGAAAUGCCUGCAGAUUGGCCAUGGAAUUUCAGAACGACCCUUUGGCGCAGGAGAACCCCUUCACAGCCCCCAGCACGGAGAAGGAGGACACGCCUAAGACCUUCUCGGAGUUUCUCUUGAGCGUCUGCGACACGUUCUGUAUCCCGAUGGUGUUGAGGCAUUCCGAAAAGGCCACCCUCCCGGCCUUGAUGGAGGUUUUCAUGUGGAUCCUUGGCAGCCUGUUUACCCUUGUGCCCCACAAGGGAGAGAAGAUCUCCAGGAAGCUGGCUUCCUCCAAGUUCAUCCGACUGGCGCUGGAGCUCAAGGGCAAGUUCUGCUACGGACAGAGUAAUCCAGAUUUAAAUCAAGCGUGUUCCAAGUUCCUGUUUGGCGUGUGUUUCCACCUGUACUCUGCGGAACUGAAGACCAGGCCGCCUUCCCAGAAGGAGCUUGCCGAAGUAGCCGAGCUCCUCCAACAGAACCUGCCCCUCGUAAACAACAGGGGUCCCAAACACCUCACUCACCUGACCGAUUUCCUCCGGGUGGACGAGGCGUCUCGCCAGCAGCAGUAUUGUCUCGUGCUUCUCUUCUAUACCGCCCACGUCAAUAAGGACAGGUUUGUUCCAGACCUGGAGCUGUUCUCAGCGCUAAGGGGGUUUCUCCUGUCGGUGCUGGAUCACGGAGAAUAUCCCCCCGCCCCCGUCAGCCGCGCAAUUCUCUAUCUGCUCGCUGUCUGUCAGAAGAAAGAGGAAGCUUUCGAUUUGGUCCUCCUGAAGGUCAUCAGAAAGGCCCUGGAGGGCAUUUCCGAUCUGGGCCUGGUCUACACCCACCACGCCCCGCUCCUCCGGCUCUUCCUGCAGCACCCGGAGCUGAUGAGCGUCUACGGCCACCGGUUCCUGGAGCUGUGGUUUUCCUGGGAAGAAAGCAACCUCCCAGAGGCAGAGGGAGCCGCCCUCCCGUCCUUUUCUACUUGGUCUAAUUCCUCAACUAGUCUGACUACUCUUCUCUCCAUCCUGAAGGACAAUUCGAGUGUGCUGCUCAUUCUGCUGGACUUGGUCUGCUCCAGCCCCAUGGAUGUAGCCCACAGAGUGCUUCUGGUCCUCACAAAUUUCCUGAGGAAGAACACGGACGCCUUAGGCGAGAGCCUCCUUUAUAACCACUUCCUGCAGAUCCUGCAGCAGCUCCUGUUGGAGAGCGGACCUGCCCCCUUACAAGCCAGUAGAAAUCUGCCUCUGUUGCUCGAACUCCUCUUCCUAGUUCAGCUGAAGAACGAAGCAAAGAAGGAGUUGGACGGCACCGAUCUAAAGCUGCUUCACCAGGUGAGCAACCUGUGUGGGAAGUGCCAGCCGGGGGACGUGGAGAUCCUGCAGGCGGCCUUCAACAUCCUCUACUGGAGCCUGCACCGAACCACUCCCGAAAGCCGCAAGCGAGCAAUGGCUGUGCUGCUGUCCGGGGUGUCUAUGCUGAAGCUGCUGCAGAAGGUUUUGGAACUCACUUGGGCGGGCCAGUCUGCGGUCCCAAUUAGGCGCCCCCGACCCCCCGAGUCGGGGCUCCUCUGCUCGGCCUGGCUGCUGGCCGCUUCCCUCUCUGACCAACGGCUCAUCGGCGGCUUGGAGGUGCAUCAGACGCUCUCGGUGGCUUUGGAUAAAAUCUUGAAAAUCCUCAUCUUUUGGGAGAAGAAGGACGGACUGUUCUUAGCCAGCAUCCUGAGGUUCCUGCGGACGGCCCUCCGGCAGGACUUCUCAUCCACCUCCGUGCUGGUCACCGGUUCCAAGCCAGACCCGCUGCCCCAUCCUGAAGACGCCUGCCUCGCCCCGCUCUCAACGCGUCAGGUCUUCUCCCUCGUCAUAGGCCUUCAGAAUCUCUUACUCCAGAAGGACCGGAUGCUGACGGCCGCUGUCGUCGGCUGCCUGGAAGCCCUGCUGGAUUUUCUGCACACCAAGAGCCAGGAUGUCGCAUUCCACGUGGCCUCUCAGCCCUGGAACCGGUUUUUGUUCCUCCUACUCAUGGAUAUCAGAAAUAACUCCUUCCUUAGCUCCGAGAUCCUGAUGCUCAUGACUGUGUUUGCGAAGUUCCCAUGCGGCCACAUCGUCCCCUGGGAGGACGUCCGCCUCAUGCUGCAAGAGGCGAGCAGGACCGAACUGUCGGAGCUCCCCGAUGACACGGCCCGGGCCAUGCGCGGUCUCCUUUUGCAGCUGCAGAAGGUGCAGUCUCCCAGUGAUCCAGAAGCAGCCGGGACCGUUCAGACCUUGCUGGAAGGUCUGGCCAGAAGGACCUCUGCCCAGCAGCCCCAUCAGGAUAUGCUAUGCCUGAGGGGAGUGGCCGUGUCCCUCGCUCACUUGCGAGACUGAACCAGCGGGAGAUGCGCGGGAAAUCGGGACGAGAAGGGAAAGAAGACAAGGCAGCUCCCAACUGGUUACGUCGGAACCUGGAAGUCACCCGCAGCCGAGAGGCUUGUUGAUUUUGUUGUUGAAAUGCAACCAGGGAAUAAAAACAUGUCAUUCUGCUUUUA
Messenger RNA from Tachyglossus aculeatus (Australian echidna), 4064 nucleotides. It is a transcript of the gene MEI1, whose product is annotated as meiotic double-stranded break formation protein 1. The coding region runs from base 13 to 3903 and encodes 1296 amino acids. Gene Ontology annotation, biological process: meiosis I. NCBI's taxonomy places the organism in Eukaryota, Metazoa, Chordata, Mammalia, Monotremata, Tachyglossidae. The transcript has 31 exons. The record is from RefSeq and is a predicted model, not a curated record.